GUAUUACAAUGUUGGUACCAUAAUGCUAAAAACAAGUGACAAACAGAAUGCAUUAUAUAUGUGAAGGUGAAAGAUGCAAUAUUUUAAUGAAGAAAUCAUGACAUCUCUGCGGAUGUGUCAUCGAUUUCGUUUACUAAUUGAAUUAUUAUAAGAAUGCCGAAAAAAGAAUCUAGUAAUAAAGCACGAGAAUGGGAACGAGAUCGUCGAGAAAGACUAAACGAGACUUUUAAUUUACUCAGCACUUUGUUGCCUAGUUAUGAUCCAUCAAUCACCAGAAGUAAAAUUGAAAUUCUUCAAAAGGCUGUUGCUUACAUUUCUGAUCUACAGAAAGAAAACAAGGAAUUAGUAAAGGGUGAUAAAGACCAGGCAUGCUGGAAACAAGUUCGUCAGCUAAAGCAUCGUAUGGAAAAUCUCCUUCGCCGUGUUCAACAACUUACUCGCCUUCUUCAUGAUGCUGGGAUAUCAGUUCCUCCAGAAUUACCAAAGGAUGGACAACCACCUCUUCGAGGGCGACCUCCCAAAUGGAGUAAUAAAAUUCGACAAGAAGAUGCUACUGCUUUGCUUGAAAAAGUUAAAAGCAGUAAGUCGAAGCGAGCAAAUAAGAAGAAAGAAAGAGCCCCCUUAAAUGCUUGUGGAAAUAAAAUAAUACCCAAUGAGCCCAAAGCAGCAGUUAUUGUGUCAACUGUGUCUGAAAGUAGCAAUAUAAAAACUGUUUCAACUACCUCGAAGACGAAGCUAGGCAAAGUGACGAAGAUCACCAAGGUGUCAAAAGGAAGAGGAAAGAAAAGUGACAUUGUAAGAAAGUCAGGAUGUGAGGAACUUCCAACUGUUACUCAGCUCUUGGGGCUUAGUCUGAAUGACAUUGAUGUAGCUCCUACUGUUGUUCCUCCACCCCAACUUUCUGGAAGUGGAGAAUUGAUGAGCAGCCACUUGAAUGGGGUGACACCUAACACUGCUGGGACCAACGUCACUGUCUUAGCAUCCAACAUACCACAAGUGCCACAAGGAUUCAUUGUGAUUCCAAAGGGCAACUCUUUACCAACUACCUCAAAAGCACAUCUUCCUCAGUCACAAUGCAUUGUUGUGGCACCUGCUUCCCAAGCAGUCACUUGUAGCCAGCAAAAUCAACAACCUUGUGUUGUCAUGCCUUCAAAAGUGCAGGCUACCAAAGUAAUAAAGACUUCAAUGCCAAUACAGCAGCCUAUUCCUAUGGUUCUUUCUAGCACCACUAGUGCCCUGGAAAAUGUAGCUAAUCCAACUGUACAGAAAUCAGAUAGUGCAGUAGCUGUUACUAAUUCACACCUGUUGACAACCCCUAUCAUGGCAACAGGAAUGCAAACUUGCUCCACUCCCACUCUUCUGCCGACUCAAGGAGCCAGUCUCACAGGUCUUGGACCUGGCACAUUGAUACUAGCCAAUGGCAGUAUUUUACCCAUCUUCCCAUCUUCACAGCCAGCCUCUGCUGUCCCUAGGGUGCUAACCCCCAGGAAUAGCACACAGAUUGUCAUGAACUCUGGUUCAAACAUUCCAGCUCAAGUUUUGCCCAAUCAGUCAGUUUUAUUAGUGCAAAACAAGGCACAUUCUACCUCAGAUGUUAGUACAUCAAAUGCAAAACCUCGUCGAAUUUAUUCUCUCUGUCUUCCAAAGCCUUUGAAACGGAAAGGAGUGGAUUCCACAAGAACUAAUAAAGUACCUAUAUCAGCACUGACAUCUCGAAGUCAACUUAUCCGUUCCAUAGCUACCAGUGCACAGGUUCCUGUGAGUAAACAUGCAAACAGGAUAGGAGAUACUAGAAGCAGUAAACGAAUAUCUGAUAAAAAAUCCAAUAGCAUUCAGAAGGGAAAUGGCCGAAAUUCCAAGGCUAAUGCCAAAAUACAAAAUAAAAAUAAAAUAACUAUUGUUGAAGAAAAUAUAGAGAAUAAUUUACAGACUUGUGUUGAAAAGAAUAAAGCUGUAGAAUCUGGAAUCUCAGAAAUUGCAUCUAUUAAUUCAACAGCUAAAGAAAAUGUUGAUGAACAUGUCAACAAUAAUGUUGCAGAACCUCAGAUAAAUUGUGCCAUAACUCGUGAAAUUUUGAACAAUAUUAGUCCAGUUGAUCAGAAAUGUAAAAAAGAGGAUUUAAAUGUUAGAGAUUGCUACAAUAAAAGAACACGGGACGUUAAUGAAGAUACUACAACAAAGUGUAGCAAACAAGUAAAGUAUUCACAUAAAAAAGAUGAUGCUGUAAAUACUCAGUCUGGUUCAUCUGAACAAACCUCAUUUUCCACUUCAAAUAUUGCAAAUCCUGAUUCAUUCACAAGUACUCCUGUUGAUGGACAAACAAAAAAAACAAACGAAGAGAGUGUGAAGGCAUAUGGAGGAAAUGACUAUUACUCAAUUGAUUCAAUCUGUAAAAGUAAUGAAAAAGUUGAACACACAACAGAUACAACCAUUUCUUCUUUGGACACCUCAGAGAAAAACAUUAAUACAGAAACAAGUGCCUCUUUCCAGAGUAAAGAAAAUGGUGACUCUUCUGUUGUAAGUAAUGAUAAAGCAAUUUCUUGUGAUGCUAAUAAGUUGUGUUCCGCUGAAUCAUACACCAACUUACCUUCUACCAUGACUAGUGUAGCAUGCAUGAAGGGUGAUAGUAUGCCUAACGAGCAACUUACAAACUCAAGUAAUGAUUUUAAUGCAACCUCUUGUUCUCCUGGAAAUCCUUUGACAUGCCCUUCAAUAAGGCAAAGUGAAGCAGCUAAGGAAAGCAAUCAAGAUAUAUGUAAUUCAGCCAUUUACAAUGGCAGCAAAAACAUGGUUGGUGACAUCUCAAAUAAUUUGAAAUCUUCAUCAAACAAUGAAAACUGUAAUAUUACUUCAAUUGCUAGUGUAAGAAAGUCAAGUCAAACCUUAGAAGAAUCAUCUAUGUCCAACAACGUAUUUCAACAAGAAACGUCAGUCAGGUAUUCACAACCUGUAUCUGCAGAGGUUCCCUUGUUUUCUCCUAAAGCACAAAACGACAUUUCUGAAAGUGAAGCUCCAGGCAAAACAACUGUACAAACAGAGUUUGGAUCAGAAAAUGCCCAUAAAAUUCAGAAUGAUAUUUCAGAGCAUUCACUCCAUAACAAUACUUCUCAUUUGUCUAAUGGAAUUGCAAAUGAACAAUCUCCAACCACUGUUGUUAGGGUAUCUGAUAUACAGUUUUCCAAAUCGAAUUGCUCAGUUCAAUUAGAAUCGUGUAAAGUAGACAACAGGGACAAUAUAGAUACCUCAGAAAAUAUUAAAGAAAUUGAAAAAUCUCCCAAGAAUGAUUUUUCAGGAAGCAGCAAUGUGCAAUCAGAAUUAUCUUCUACAGAAUAUAAUACAUUCUCAUCUGUGUCUGAAGGCAAUGUUAGCGCAUGUUCUUCUGCAAACAAGAUUUUUAGAAGCAAUGAAAAUUUGGACUUGGGUGCAUCAGCAACUUCUUCAUUAUGUUUAUCUCUUCAAAAUAAUGAACUUUCAAAUGAUUUGUUUGCCUCACUUCAGGUACCUUCUGGAGGACAACAUGCUGAAUCCAUCUCCCCCACUGCUGCUUUUCUUUUGGCUUUCCCUUUGGUUUCAACGUCCAAGGUGUCAGAUAUAAUUGGUGAUUCACAAGAUGAUGUGGGCAGUGAUAGUUUGCAAGGCACAUCUACACUUUUGCAGAUUGGAAGCUUAGAUUCAGACCAUCAUUCAGAGGCAAUUAUCUCGAGAUCACCAACAUUUCAAAGUGCAAAUAAUUCAAGUAAGAUAUUACCUCAACCCACACUUUGUCAGAAGGAAUCCAGAGUAGAGCAUCAGGAAUUAGAAUGCCAACAGUUUCUAUCAUCAUCUAGUAAAAUUGAUAGAAAUUCAGAAAAAAUUAAAGUUGAUCACAUAAAAUUUUCUGACUCUUUGGAUGAGACAGAAAAGAUAAGCAAUAAAAACUGGAUAUCAUUACAGACACCAUCUCAUUCUGAAACAAUAAGCAAAACCGAUAUAGAUGAAAGUAGAGAAAGAAAUUUAGAUGCUCAGACUUUUACAAAGGAGUGCCUUGAUUCACAGAUGAAGAAUAGAGAAAUGACAGGAGACUGCACUAAAGAAAAAGCUUUGGAAGAGAGUUGUACAUUCAAUGCUACAAAAGAAAUGCGUAAUGUAGAUUGUUCUUCAAGAUCUCUUAAUGCAGAAUCAUCACAGCAAACAAGUUCAAAUGUACCACCUUUUUCAGAGAGGCAAUUUGUUGCACCUAUCUAUAAUUCUAAAGAACAUUCUCGUCUUACAAGUAUAAAACAGGAUCAAACACCACAAAAUUCAUCAGCAUUGCAAAUUACGCCUGACAGAUCUAUAAACUUUGUUAAUCCUUCAACUUCCAAAGAUGAAGAGAGAAAUUUUAGAUCAGCAUACAAAAAUUUAGCAUUAAACUCUUCAAAUUCUGCAACUACUUCAUCUUCAGGAGUUUCUUUUCCAAUGGGGAAAAAUGUGUCAGAGCAAGCCACUAUGACUGAGGAUGAAAGAACUUCUCAUUCGAAUUCGUUAGAAUCUUCCAACAAAAUAAAACAGACAUCGUUUUCUUCUGCUGACUGUAGUGGCUAUUCUACUACAUCACAAAGUGGAUAUAUGUUAAGUAAUAUAGUUGAAAAUGAAAAAUGUAGUAUACCAUCUUUUUCUGUUGCCCACAAUUCAUCAAAUUUUAGCAUUUUAUCAUGGACCACAUUGUCUCCAACUUCAACUAUGACCAAUACAAGUCAGUAUGAUGGAUUUGGUACUCCGAAUUCUGUGGCUGCUUCUCAAAAUAAUUAUUUGUCAGUUCCUAAAAAACAAAAUAAGAACAUCUGCUCAGCAGAAGUCUGUCCUGUUAUGACAUCAUCAAGUGUUCCCGAGACAUGUCAGCCACAAAUGAAAGAAACUCUUAGUUCUCAUACCAUUAACAAAUUUUCAGAAUCAAACUCUAGCUCUUUAUUGCAAAAUUCUAAUAAUCAGAAUUAUCUUCAACAUUUUCUUCCAGAUCAAAGAAAAAUGGUGACCUCUGUUGCCCCUUCAAGCAUUGAUAAUACAGCAUCGCAAGGUCCACAGUUGUGUGCAACUGGUAAAGUACCGGAGAGUGAGCAGCAGCAUCGUCCUCCAGUGAAUUGGAUGACAACUCCUGAUGUUAGGGGAGGUCAACAUUCAAUGAACUUAAUACCCUCAAAUUCUGUUGUAAAUAGAGCAAUACCUUCAAAUUCAGCGACAGUAUCUGGGGCAUCUGUAAAUGCAGUUACUUCAAAAGAUAACCAAUACUGUAGUAUCAGCAGCAGUCAGAAUGUAUUUAUCAGUUGCAUUUCAAGUACUCUUCCGACCUUCGAUACUAGAACAUAUACAAGUAAUACAUUCUAUGGCACACAAAGUGUUUCUUCCCAAAAUUCUCAGGGUAAUUGUUAUCAGAGUGGCACUCAUGGGCAAGGACUUACAGAAGAUUCCAAUCCCAAUAGCAAACAAUUACAUUUUACAAGUUCUUUGAAUCGGCUUACUGAUGUUCACAUGGGGCAAACUCAACUAAAUGAAACAUAUUCUGUUCCCUGGUUGCAAAAGAAACCUAAUCCAUCAUCAGUGUGUAGCACUGAAAGUAGCAGUAGUAAUUUCAUUUCUUCAUCUUUACCAACUUUAGUUGGAGAUCUUGCAUUGGGUACAAAUUAUCCCCUGUCAGUAAAUGAUGAUGAGCAAGGAAGCAAAGGAUUAUCAUCAUCAGUAAAUUUUCAUCCAAAAAUGACUGAAAAAAAGAGUAAUGUUUGUAACUCAGGAAAUAAUUCUCUUGAAGAAGACCAGUCCAAGCAGAUUCCGACAGUUUCUAAGAAUAAUGAUCACAAUAAAGAUCGAGGUGCCAUUAAAACUUCAGUUCAAGAAUUCAGAACUAACUCUUCUCAGUCAUCAGGCAGUAGCUUUUUAUCAGUCAGUCAAUUAGUGAAUCAAGCACAUCCAUGUGAAAAUUCUACCCGAGAACACACGAUUUCUCGAGAAAGUAGCCACAUUAGUAAUAGAGUUCUAUUGCCUAAUAAGAAUACCAAUCAUUCUCAGUCUCAUCAGAUAACAAAUCUAUCUUCAACAUUAGAAGAACCAAAAGAACAAAUUAGUUCCUUAAGUAGUUCAGAAAAGGAAAUGAACCGAAAGCCUCGCCCUGAAAUUGAUCAGUCAUGUGUAAGCAUUAGAUCUUUUGAAAGUAGAAUAUCUCUAUCUCACUCUAGAGAAGAAGAAGCAAGAAGGAAAAUAGAAACAAGUCAAGUGAGAGGAAGCAACCAUUACAUUCAAGAAAUAACGAGCAAUAUCACACCAGCUCUCAAUAGUAGUAAUAGUAAUAGUACGUUUUCUAUUACUUCCAGUACACAAGCCACCUCAACACUCUCUAGUGUUUCUUGGUCAUCAGGGAAUGUUGUCAAACAACGCAGUGCAAAGGGGAGUUCUUCAGGUUGCAAAGCACCUGCUAGCAGCUAUUCAGCUGAAGCUCUUAUUGGUUUGAAUUCUCAAGUAACAGAUCGUGGACUAGGAACCAUGAGUGACUCGCGAGUUAACAAAGUCAUCACAUUACCUCCACCUGUAGUUUCUGAAAGGUUUUGCCGACACCAGAAUUAUCCACCAGCCUCUACAGCCCGGCCAAUACAAGUACCCCCACCAUUCAGUACUGACACAAUUCUUCCCAGCAAUUACUUCACGUCUAUGGAGUUACAAACUUCCCAUCAAGAUGGCAGUUCUAGUACUUCUCAAAAUGUGAACAAUUCUCAGAGCAAUUUAACUUCUCAUUCACAUCAGAAUCAACAGGGAUUUAACACCUUCCCUGCGUCUUCUUCUCAGUCUGCAGUGCGUGCCUCAAAUGGACAAUGCAACAGUGUACUCUAUUCACAUUCAGACUUUAUGUCUAGUGUUGGCUCUGCACAUCCAUCUCACUCUUUGCCCCCAGUGUCCCUUCCAUGUAAUUUUCUCCCAGACUUAGGGUCAAAUAACUCUUAUACCUCUGGAAUUCUUUCUGAUUCUGGAAAUCCUUUCCUUUUCCCAUCUUCUUCAAUUCCUGUUUCAAGAGGAUCAUCAGCAUGCCAUAGUAUGGGAGGGGGGAAGCAAAGUUUAACGCACUUACACAGCUCUACCCAAGUUACAACAGGUGCUGGAAUCAGUGAAGGACAUGAAACUUCAAACCAAAUUGUUCCCACACUUCCACUUGGAGAUAAAGAGCCGUAUUCAGGAAAUUCUCUCAGAUGCAACACCGGAAGCAGUACAACUCGUAGACCAGUGACCUCAGAAGCAAAUAUGUUACAGCAGAACACAGUUGAAGGUGGAACUAUAAGCAGUUCAUCAAAACAAAGAAUUAAAAAGCGCACUUCAGAACCAGCAACACAUUCAAGUUCUACAGGUCUUGGUGGACUUAUGGAUCUUGGGUACCUUGGGAUACCUCCAGUGAUUGGUUCACCUAUGCUUCCUGAUGAGGGAACAUUCAUUAAUCAUUCUGGUGGAUUUUUGGCACCAAAUUCACAACAUACUACUCCUUCUCUCUAUCCAGGAGCUCCAACUCCAUCACAAGGAUCAUUCUAUCCAACAACAUCUUCCCAUGGGCAGUCCAAUGCUUCCCAUGCGAGUCAUUUACCUGUCAACAGUGCAGGCUUCACAACUCAGACCACUAGAGGAUUACAACUUGGCAACAUGGUAUCUCCCAGUGUUGUAAAUUCAAGUGGAACUUCUCUUACUAACUUCAAUCUCAGUACAAUCUUUCCUGAAAUUAAUGAGAAGCAAGUACCAAACAACGCAUACAACAGUAGUGUUUCCAAAGAGUCUGGUCCUCUGUUAAGUUCAUCAAUGCCUACAACUGCACCCCGUCCACCACAUUCUCAGUUAAAUAAUAGUACUUCUAAUCAUAAUCGCCAACCUGCUACUUUGUUGCUCCCACCAGUGUCCAGUUAUGCCCAUAGACAAACUUCAGGCGAAGGGUCCAUAUGCUUACCACCGCCACCUCCACCACCCCCUCCUGUUCCCCUUCACUCAAGUGUUACUUUCAACAACCUUCUGAAUUCAACUGCUUCUCAAAUGUGCCAGAUGCAAUGGCGGUAAAACCAUCCAAGUGUAAUUCAAUAGUUAUAUUGACUCCUUUAGUGUAAUAUUACCCAGAUAUAUUCUAAAAAUGAGGAAAAUGAAUUCCUCAGGAAAAAUGCCCUUUUUUUCCUUUUACAGUGGAACACAAAUGCAAUCGAGAUUUUCAAGAUUAAAUAGAAUAUUUGCCUCAAUUGUGGGACUACAUUUACUUCCACCAAUAAUGUUAGAAGUCCUAUUCCAGUUACACCAAGGGUAAAAUAAUGAUCACAUGCAGUUAUUUGUUAAGAACACACCCUUGUGGAGCAUUUUUGUACCGGUGUUUAAUUUUUUUUUUUAAACUCAAGGUUUUCAUAUUGCAUUGUUGUAAAGAUAAUUUAUUGGGCAUAUAAUGUAAAUAUGUAAAAUUUGUAAAUCUUCUUUCCAAUUUGAUGUUGAGCAAGCUUUGUUUGUUUUGUAAUGUUCAGUAGCUGAAGUACAUAAUGGAAAAGAUUUUCUCUUGGAUUUGAAGAGAAUGUAUGAUAAUGUUAUUGAUUGGGAUAUAAAAUAAUGUGCUGAUUAGAUGUUAACAAAAUUUUCCAUUUUAAAAUUGAGAUUAUUUUUUGAAAAAAACAACAGAUUUCAGUUUUAUUAUAUCAUGGAUGGGGAAGCUAACUGAAUCAAUUUUGCUUUAUUUGAGCUCUUCGUGGUGAAAAUGUUCUACUCGUUUGUCUAAAACACUAUUAAGUCUCCUUCAGCAUUGUUGGCAAUAUUAUUCCUUUGAAGUACACUAAAUCUGAUGCUACCAUGUCUUGGGAUUUAAUAAAUUUUGUCUUUAAAUUUUUUUUGUUGAUGUUCUUACUAGAAAUUUAAAGCACUUUCAGUAACAAGUAUCUAUUCAUGCUUAUUUUUCAGUCUCAGAUUGAAUGAAAUAACAAAUUAUAAAUCUGUUCACAAUUCUUAACCUUAAAAACUUAUAAUGAAAGGUUGUCAGAGAUAUCCAUUUGGGUAGUGUUAUUUUAGGGGUGGAAUUAAAAUGACAUCAGAUUUGCUCCCCCUACCCUUACACACACCCCUACCCUAAUUUCUCCCUUCUGAUCUAGAUUGAUGGUAUGCCAAAUUUUAUCUCAAUAAAUUACAUUUAUCUGUGAAUAAAAAAAUCCUUGCAGUAAACACAUUUUUUAAAUUUAUUUUUAGUAGUUUUAAACUUGAAAAACAAAACUAUAAAUAUUUUGCAAUACAGCCAUAGGAAUAAAAUAAUUUGUUAAGCUUGUAAAAUAUUGGGUUUUACCUGAAUCUUCUUUAUGUACUGGAAAUUACUGUGGAUGAUUUUCCAUACAUGUAAAACAAAUUCUUUCUGUUCAUUAACAACUGACACUAUUUAAGUCUUUGCUAUAAGUUGAGGCAUUCA
Gryllus bimaculatus (two-spotted cricket) is the source of this 9406-nucleotide messenger RNA. The record is from the annotation of a GenBank genome assembly. Lineage: Eukaryota; Metazoa; Arthropoda; Insecta; Orthoptera; Gryllidae.